GCGGCCACACCCUCUUUUCCCUGGGUACUAGAUUAACUUGGGAAGGAAAACGAAUAAUAAUUAACUAGAAAUAUUAGCAGUGGUAGACCGUGGUUGCGAUAGCAGGUCUGUGGGGUAUAUAGUCUGUGAAUAGGAGUGGUUUUACCGGUCUUCUGGUGUUAACUUGUAUCAGCUAAGAACAUGUGUUGGAAUUUGUUCCCUCUGUGUGCUUAACCUGUAGAUCAAUUCUUCGCUACGGCUGAGCUAAACAGACUUCACCAAUCAUUAUGUCUCCAUUGAUUUGUUGGGUACUCGUGUUAGUAGUGUCUGUCGCGUCACUCGAGAACUGCUUACAACCACACUGUUCCAACUUAGAGAAAUACCGUGCUGAAAGGUCCACAAAAGUUCGCAGUGAGGAUAGAAAAACUCAAGAAAGAAAUUUCUUAAAUACAACGGAAGUAACACCACCAACUAACGGGACAGCAGGAAAGAAGACUCAUAUAAGUGACUUUACAAAUCCUCGAACUGGUUUAAAUCCUUUUCUUGAUCUAAAGGAAGGCAUAUCAGCAACGACUAGUAGAACAGUUUCUUUUGGUAUAAAUAGUGAAACUCUUACACAAACAGUUUCUACUCACUACACUGAAGAACCUGGUAAAAUAAAUAAAUCCAAAACCUCUACAUCUUUUAUAGAAGAAAACAAUCCCAAAAAGUAUGAUUCGUCUAAGAUGGAAAAAGUACGUUUUCCCACAAUCCCUAAAACUAAUCGCAGUUAUACAUCGUUCCCAUUAGAACCUACAUUUAACUACAAUCAUACUCGCCCAAUAAACCAUGACAUUAGUUUUGGUGGACAAUCAAAUAAGAAAUUCCCUGUGAAGGGAUUUCCUCUUGUAUCUGAAACAAUGGAGAAACAUUCUUUAAGAAGUGGAUUACAACCUUUAGAGGGCUAUCCUAACAGGCACAGAGAAGCCUGGCCUCCUUAUCCUUUAGAAGGACAAUCAAAUGGAAGAAAACCCUUUUCUCGAGAACCAUUCGAAGCUUCUGGAGGAAGAAGGGAUCAUUUUUCAUCACGGCCAGGUACACAGUGGAGACCUCCCUUCCAACCACAGACAUAUAUACCAUCAACACUUAGUGAAGAGUAUUCCAACACAGAAGAAGAGGGUACUGGCGAUUAUCAUAUCUCAGAAUUCCCCUCAACCAGCAGUAGCAUAGAAACUUGGCGUCACGUAGAUGAAGAACGCGAGGAAAAAGAUUUAGAGGAAACAACUUCCUCUUUCGACCACAACACAAUCACACUAAUGUUAACAACCGUAUCGCAUUCUGAGAAGGAGCAACAGCUGGAAUACGAUGAAGGCGAGUUUCAGACAGCAGGGAAAGAAGUUUCAACAUCUGUCAACAAAAGUGUUAUCGUCUGGGCUGUUGUAUCAGCUACGGUAAUAGUGGCUAUUGCAGUUUUAUUUGGUGUUUGUAUGUGGAGACGACGAACCAAAAGGAUACGAAAUAGACGAGAAAUGUUUUUAGAAGAAGAAACCAGUGACGUAAAACUUCAGUACACCAGUCCAUCUAAAAUAAUAAGAAACCACAGGUAGCUUAGAUAGUCCAUAUUUCUAUACACCAGUUUGUCUAUAAUAAUAAGGAAACAAAAGUAGCUUAGAGAAUUCACAUUUUAACAAGUUGUAGUUAUAUAUCUAAAAUGCUGUCGAGUUAUAAACCGUAUAAGUAUAAUACUUUAUUGUUUAGUAUUGAGCAGCAAUGGACUUAAGAUUUGUAUGUAGGAAACUAUACAUAUUGUUAGAAAAAAAACAUAAGUAACUCAGCUUUGAAGGCUAUAUUUAAGAAAAACUAUUUAAUUGUGAUAACAAUCUUCACAUCUUGUUUGUUAGUGUAGAAGUUAGUUGGAACUUAAAACUAAGAUUACAAUAGUUGUUGAAUAACCUCCAAGAAAAGAGUGUUUUACAUAAAAAUUGUUUUUAUAAAGUUGAUAUAAGCUAUGAACCUGCCGAAACGGCUCUUUCCCCCUUUCUACCUGAGUACUUAAUUGUCAUUUAUAUAUGAUAUGACAGUUUAGACAAAAAUUUAAACGUAAGGUUAACAGCUCAUAAAUAUUUGUUAUGUAUGAUGAUGCUUUCAGUAGUAUUAAACUGUGCAAUUUAUGCUGCAUAUUGUUCAGUGACUGAAAAAUAUAAAAUAUCAUCUACUGAACGGCUUUUACGUUUCCAUACCAAAUAAAAAAUCAUUAUAUUGCAUACGAUUUUCUAUUGCCGUUCUAAUAGAGGUUGAAUACGUUACAUUGAAACGAUUUUAGAGCCUCACCACGUCGUUAUAGCCUAAGUCACUCUAUCUGAUGGUCAUGCAUCUAGACAAUAGUCCUGCAGUGCAGUUUCUAUUGCAAAAGGCUCCGUCGUAAAGAUGUCAUAUCCAAAGCAUAUCACUCUUCCCGGUUUGCUUUCCAUAACCCAUUUACUGUACAAAGAUGACGAUUUCCCAUUGCCAGUCUCAACAGUCCGGUCGUACAGAAAUUCGGCCGAUUUGACUGGUAUGUCAUAGUUUUCGUACAUUUUCACCUACGUAUUAUUACAAGACGCCACACUUUCCCUACCACACCUUAGAAACUACAGUUUCAUAUCUAUUUUUGAAUGGUCCUGGUCCAAGUUAUUUCAUAUUCAUUUGUUUUUCAAAACCGUUAAGUACAAGGGUUAUUCCAGUUUUGGAAAUACUAAGUCUCUGAUCCGAAUACAUCUUCAUUAUCUGUAUUUAUGAAUAUAUUGCUUCGGAAAGCAAUCAGUUUUCAAUGGCAACACAACACUUACGAAUGCUAAACCAUGUAAAAAUGUAGUUCUGAUGUAAUCAGUUCCACCGCGACAGCUGUGGUUGCCACGUGACUUACUGAUUCCAUAUUACAAAUUGCUUUAAUACAACAUCCUCAACACUCUGUAGUACAGCAAUAUUUUUUACCAAAAUAAAGAAAUAUUACUGUAGGCUUUUUUAUUACUUUCAAACAAAUGUGUGUCCUAUAAAAAAAGAAAUAUUUUUGCUUUCGUUUGCAGCUAACUUAGAAUGCCUAAAAAGCUUGUUAAAACAUAGUAAUAAAACCUAAUAGUGUUUGGUGAUAUAUUAGUUUUACAGAAUGGAAAAACUUAAAUUAGUUAUUCUAGUGGACGACAGAUAAACGUGUUUUUGAAACUUUUUGAAAUAAUUGUAAAGUAGCUCAUACAAGCAGCUAAUUACAGAUUUUGCGCUUAGUUCUGAUUUGUUAAUCCGAAUGGAGGACAAUGAUAGAAACAUUUCUUAGAAGUAAUUAAUGGACGUUUACUUUUAGGUAUGAACGUAAAGUUUGGGAUGAUCGCACUGUAUAGUUGGCACGAAAGUUGAUGCCUGAUGGUGUAUAUGAACACCCAGUUGUUAAUCAUUAAUUAUUUCUUAAUUUGUGUUAAAUAUACAUACAUAUAUAUAUUAUACUAAAAAGUGAAUAUGAAGCCUAAUCUAUCAUUCGAUUUACCACUUGUCACUGAGUUUUACCGGUUUCGAGAAACCCCUCCUUCUGAUCAGUAACCCUGGACAAAGGCAAAUCGAAAGAAUUACGACGAGGCUUUGUAUAACAGUGGAGUGUAUAUUAUACGUAUACGAUCCCUGUAUGAGUAAAAGACAUUUCAUAACACCAUACACACACAUAUAUAUAUAUUAUGUUAUUAAUACCAUUAAUAUCUUUGAGGCCAAAGUUCUUUGAAAACUUUGAUUAUUACGCUGUUGCUGCUCCCACAAUGUACAUAGCAAUUAGAGAUGCUAAACUGCAUAAAGCUGUAUGCAGAUGAAUGAAGAUUAUUCAGAUUAGAUGACUCACAAUCUUGCUUUAGAUUUUAACCGAUCACAUCAAAUUCCAGUAAGUUUUCCUAAUAAUGUUCUGGGAAUAAGUUUUCAUAAACAUCAUCAGUUUAAAAGUUUCCCUUUUUAUAGCAUAUACAAAAAUUUAUUGUUUGUAAACCAAUGGAUAAGCUUCAUAAGUAAACUUGUUCGUUAUAACAUCAGAAAAACGAACCAAGAAAAAUGAAUCAAUAUAAUUGUGAGGUAAAACUGUCAUAUUUACUUCAUAUUUGGAUUGACUAAUCACAGCCAGGCGAAAGUUCGGCAUUAUCCGUUUGUCUUUCUUGUUCCAUCUUUUUAGCGUCAUCUAGUGGUCAUAGUUAACAAUUAUGUUAUAUUAAAAGUAAUAAUAUUAUAUAUAUAUAUUUUUGUGUUAUUAAUUUUCUUAUUAGAAAUAUACAAUUAAAAUAAUUUACUAAUGUUAAUAAAUGUCUUUUGUGUUAAUGAUUACUGAAUUUUGAAUACAGCUUUACCAGAAUCGGCUAUACUUACAAAUAUUUUGGCAGACCUAUUACAUCCUUUGACCUAAUACUAAGUUUAAGGUGUAGGCUAUUUUUUGUUAGUUUGAAAGAAAACAUAACAGGUUUUAUAUUUUACAGUUGUUUAAAUGAGGUCAAAUAGAAGUACUUAUUUUUAUAACAGAUAAGUUAUGUUUUGCCUGAACAAAAAUGAUAACGUAUCUGGUUGAAUUAAGAAUUUAAAAAGUUGACUGUAUUGGUUGCAAUUCAACUCUUUGUCGGUUAUAUAACAUUAGAUCUAUAAAAUAGUAAAAGUAUAUUAAUAUUCCGAAUUCAUUGGUGAAGUUCAUUAUUUUAUUGAACAUGUUUCAACACCAACAUCAAUUACGAGGGAUAUUUUAAAACAAAUACGCAUGAAGUAUAUAGAACUAACUUUCGUCUUUACUUUUGUCUAAUCAGUAAAUUAAAUUAUUCAUAUGUCUAAAUUUCCAGUAAUAUUUUGUAAAUGAUUAAGUGUUUAGAACUAACUCGUAGAGAAAGCGUUUGAAUUUAGCAUAAUGAAUUAAACUACGGCUACCUUAAUACUUAAAUAGUAUUGAAAAUUUCUAAAUGAUUUUUGAUAGAGUGUAAGAAAUUGCUUUUACUGAGAUUAUUAUAUCAGUUAUAAUCCUCACAUUCUUCAGGAAACUUUUAUAAUAUUUGACAGUUUCUGUUAUUCUUGAUUCCCGAAAAAAACAUUCGAUGUUAUUAAAAUUGGGAAAUUGUAAUAAAAUAUUUCCUGUGCAAUUAAGAUAAGAUUAUAUUGUGUAAUGACCGACUCACAGCGCAUAUAAUACAAUCUCAAAUGUUUCAAAAUUUUAUUUUAAAGUUACAAAACUAAUAAUAUGGUUAUAUGAAGUUCAUUUGUAGAAGGAAACAAACAAUGGGAACUCUCGCCAAAUUACAAUAAGCCUACUUACGAAUAUGAACACAACGCUUUGAGCAACCCGGUAAAGGACUAUUUAGCGGAACGUUGUUUUUAUAUUCGUCAAUAAACUAAAUUUAAUUUGGCGUCGAGUUUACCUUAUUUGUUUUCUUCUGCAGUUUGUAGUUUCCUCGUCAACACCACUAUUAUUUCAAGUCAGUGGUCUACAAAAGGUUCAACAACAGUGAUAAAGAUGUUUAUUGACAUAUUUUUUGUAAUUUAUUUUACAAAACUUAUUUGGAUUCUUAAAACACUUUAAAUUGUGAAAAAUGAUAAUAAAAGCUGUGAUUCUUAUUACAAAGUGACUGGCUCUGUUGGCUUAUAACACUAAAAACUGCGUUUCGAUACCGUUGUGGCAGAGCACAUUGUGUACCUUUCGUUUAACAAACAAACAACCGUUUCAUUCGCGGUAACUCAGGGAUAGCGAGCAGUGUUCCGUGUUCACUUACCUAUUAGUCUUAGUUUUAUUUCUUUCAAGAAGUAUUCUAACAUUACAUAACGGUUUCCUACCCUAUUUUGGCCGAGCGAGGACUGGUGGUUAGCGUACCGGACUGUGGAUCUGAAAUACUGUAGAUAUCGC
This is a messenger RNA of Limulus polyphemus (Atlantic horseshoe crab), 5839 nucleotides long. RefSeq lists its product as uncharacterized. Lineage: Eukaryota; Metazoa; Arthropoda; Merostomata; Xiphosura; Limulidae. The transcript has 2 exons. The coding region runs from base 267 to 1565 and encodes 432 amino acids. The record is from RefSeq and is a predicted model, not a curated record.